Molecule: messenger RNA, 660 nt
Organism: Rotaria sordida
Lineage: Eukaryota; Metazoa; Rotifera; Eurotatoria; Philodinida; Philodinidae
Source: the annotation of a GenBank genome assembly
AUGUUAGACGAUACUAAUAUUUAUAAAAAAUCUUACAAAACUUAUAGCAUAACCAAUACCGAACAAAAAUAUAAACUUGUAAUAUUUCCAAGUGACAAUACAUUUUCUAUUUUUAAUAAUAAACAGUGUUCAAAUUCAGAACAUGAUGGAUUAAUUAUUGUACAAAGUGGCAGUAAAAAAUAUCUGACAAUGGUUUUCAAAGUAGGUACAAUGGCUGAAUUACAUGAAGCACAAAAAUUAUUAGGAAAAGCUAUGAAUAUUAUAUAUAUACUAUUAGAAGAACCCAAUGUAGAACAACCAGUUGAAGAAAAAACAUUUGAAACAAUAAUAAUGUAUAAAAAUCCCAACGAUGGAAAUGAUGUUGAUUUAUUAUCAAUAACUGGUGUUAAACAAAAGAUGAAUUUAUAUGUAACAUCAUUAAUUGAUAUUGUUUUUACACAUGAAGAAUUAUUGGAACUAGAUGCAACAAAAAUCAAAUUUAAUGAUGGUUAUAAAUUAAUACAAGAAGCUGUACGAAGUAAAUUUCGAUUAUCAGAUGAUAUUUUUAAAAUUGAAUGGUAUAAUUUACAUGAAACAUUUUUAAACAAACGUCGGGAUAUUAAAAAGGGUUUAAGAAAACAGGAAACUACAGUUCAAACAAAUCCAUCAGCACAAAUCUAA